Messenger RNA from Verticillium alfalfae VaMs.102, 459 nucleotides. RefSeq lists its product as hypothetical. NCBI's taxonomy places the organism in Eukaryota, Fungi, Ascomycota, Sordariomycetes, Glomerellales, Plectosphaerellaceae. The coding region runs from base 1 to 459 and encodes 152 amino acids. The transcript is spliced from 2 exons. The record is from RefSeq and is a predicted model, not a curated record.
AUGAGCAACGACACGGUCGGCUCCCUUCUGGCUGACAUCGCGAACUCCAUCAUCGACAGCCUACGUGUGCUGCAAUGCGCCGACAAGUCCCAAUGGGGCCCCGACGAGCAUGAGCAGCGUCGCCGCCUCGAGCACGCGCUUGAUGAGGCCAAGAAGGACUACCAGGAGCUAUCCGUGCUUGUCAAUGGCCAGCGCUAUUAUCAGUAUGAUCGCAAGGCUUGUUGCGGCCUCAAGACCAAUUUCCAAUUUCACACCACAAAUUUCCGCGACUGGGCUCGGCAAGGCGGCCCCAUUAACCCCAUCUGGGCUCGCGACACCCUUGACCUCCGCCGCCAACUCCAUCGCGCUCAAUGUCGUGCCGCUCGUCGCAUCUUCGCUACGAAGCAGGAGGCUUCCUCGAGCCGCUGUCUCGGUGCGUUUCUCGUCUACCGCAAGCAGCGCGCAAUGGACUCUGCGUGA